Molecule: messenger RNA, 8429 nt
Organism: Astyanax mexicanus (Mexican tetra)
Lineage: Eukaryota; Metazoa; Chordata; Actinopteri; Characiformes; Acestrorhamphidae
Gene: map3k21
Product: mitogen-activated protein kinase kinase kinase 21
Exons: 12
Coding region: 1080-4151 (1023 amino acids)
Biological process (GO): protein phosphorylation
Molecular function (GO): protein binding; JUN kinase kinase kinase activity; ATP binding
Source: RefSeq, a predicted model, not a curated record
CCAAUCCGCGGGCGCGGUGCUCCUCUCCGUGCGGUCGGGAGCUCGGCUGAUUUACUGGACUUGGGGACUUGUUUUAAAACGCGUGUAAAUUUGUUUUACACGGAUUUGGAAAGAUUGGAAGUCCGCGAGCCGAGUGUGUGCAGUGUGGAGACAUUUUCUGGAGCGAGGGGAAGGUUUCUGCUGUCGUGUUUUGCGCGUUGAAGCUCUCUAAAGUAAUGUUAAGCGCGCGGUGAAAGUUCGUGGGUGAGCGGCGGCGAGCUAAGGCUAGCUAACCUAAUGUUACUGGUAGCUCGACGUGGCUAAAGCUGAACUUAGCGGCUUUAGAGUUAAGUUGAACAAACGUUGUGUGACGGGAGACGGAGGCUUUGAUUAAGUAAGUUAAACAGUUUCAGAGAAGUUUAGGUAACUAUCACUUUUUCUACGCACUUUCUACCUGUUUAAUGGCUUGGUUGAGCUCAAUUGGAGCUAAAUUAAAGCGGACUCGGGCAGGUAGGCUGGAGUCUGCACCUGUAGCCUCGUUGUUGCUUGUAGCUAGGCUAGCUAAAUAGUGUUAACUAACAAACCGAGUGUGGCCUGGUGUAAAGGAGGCAUUAUGUGGCUUUAAACUUUGUAGAAAAGUUCCAUAUAAGUUGACAACAUUUGUUUAUUUCACUGUGUGUAAAAAAACUACUGGAAAUCCACUUUUUAAGUAAGUUUCAAAGAGUGACAGUAGGCUAACUAACCCUAGCUUAGUUAGCUAACGUUCUAGCUGUUGCACUAAUGCUGGAGACACACUGCACUCACUGCAGUAUCAGACUGCUGCUGCUGAUUCUGGCGUACGUGGAAAGAAAGCGAUGAGUGACCACAACUUCCUAGACCAGAGACUCUUCCAGGAUGCAGAUUUUAACUUCUACAAGGUGUCUGACUAAUGGAGAUCUUUGAAAACCUAUAGGAAGAGUGUAAAUCCAAUGACAUGGCAUCUACUAUCCACGCUUUCCCUAAAAAUUCUCACCUGAAGAGUGACCCUAAUCAAUAAGAGAACUUCCACCCCUGAAGCUCAAUGUGAGCGCAUCUUAGGGUGCUCCUGCUGGCCAGCAGCCAUGGAUCCUCCCCAGGUCGUGUCCCAGAGCGGUGAGGGGUACCAAGCAGAGCCCCCUGGCCGCCCGUGGCACCCCCAUUCUGCACCGGUAUGCACCCGCUCACGCUCACUGUGGACUGCAGCAUACGACUAUGAGGCCACUGGUGAGGAUGAACUGAGCCUGCGCCGUGGAGACAUUGUGGAAGUGCUAUCCAAGGAUGCAGCCGUUUCAGGGGAUGAAGGCUGGUGGACCGGCAAACUCAACCACCGUGUGGGCAUCUUCCCCUCCAAUUAUGUCACAUUCCAACCCACUGUUUACAGACGGGAGGCUGUGCCUGCUUCCCCCGUGCAGAUACCCUUCAGUGAGCUGGUACUGCAAGAGAUCAUCGGCGUUGGAGGUUUUGGUAAGGUGUACCGGGGCACCUGGAAGGAGCAGGAGGUGGCUGUGAAGGCAGCGCGCCAGGACCCUGAUGAAGACAUCAUGGCUACAGCAGAGAGUGUGAAGCAGGAAGCCAAGCUCUUCUCUAUGCUGCAGCACCCCAACAUAAUAAAAUUUGAGGGAGUGUGUUUAAAUGAGCCCAACCUGUGCCUGGUGAUGGAGUAUGCUCAAGGAGGUACUCUCAACCGGGCCCUCGCAGGCCGGAGGAUACCCCCUCAUAUUCUGGUGAACUGGGCUGUGCAGAUUGCCAGAGGCAUGCACUACCUCCAUGAAGAUGCAGUGGUGCCUAUCAUUCAUCGAGAUCUGAAGUCCAGCAAUAUUUUAUUACUUGAAAAAAUUGAGAACAAUGACAUUGGUAGAAAAACACUGAAGAUCACUGACUUUGGCCUCGCCAGGGAGUGGCACAAGACGACCAAAAUGAGUGCUGCUGGUACCUACUCUUGGAUGGCUCCUGAGGUCAUCAAGUCCUCCCUGUUUUCCAAAGGCAGUGAUGUAUGGAGUUAUGGAGUACUUCUCUGGGAAUUGCUGACUGGAGAAGUACCUUAUCGUGGUAUUGAUGGUUUGGCAGUUGCCUAUGGUGUAGCUGUCAACAAAUUAACCCUUCCCAUCCCAUCUACUUGCCCUGAGCCUUUUGCUAAGCUAAUGGAAGAAUGCUGGGAUCAGGAUCCCCACGUCCGGCCAACAUUCGCUGCCAUCCUGGAGCAGCUGACCGCCAUAGAGGAAGCUGUGAUGGCCACCAUGCCACAGGACUCCUUUCAUUCAAUGCAAGAGGACUGGAGGGUGGAGAUCCAGGAGAUGUUUGAUGAGCUGCGAACUAAAGAGAAGGAGCUUCGUUCUCGUGAAGAGGAACUGACACGGGCGGCGCUGCAGCAGAAGUCCCAUGAGGAACUCCUGAAGAGGAGGGAACAGCAGUUGGCCGAGAGAGAGAUCAACGUACUUGAGCGUGAGCUCAACAUCCUCAUUUUUCAGCUCAACAAGGACAAGCCUAAUGUCAAGAAGCGAAAGGGCAAGUUCAAGCGCAGUCGCCUGAAACUGAAAGAUGGCAAUCGCAUCAGCUUGCCCUCAGAUUUUCAACAUAAGAUCACAGUGCAAGCUUCACCUUCCAUGGAGAAGAGGAGGAGCUUGAACAGCAACAGUUCCAGCCCCCCCAGCAGUCCUACCCUCAUCCCUCGCCUUCGUGCCAUCCAACUGAGCUGUCCCAGUGACUCUAUUCAAAGGGACAGUAUAUAUGUGUAUCAUCAAGACGUGGAUAUCACAAGCGAGUGUAAACCUCGUACAGGGAGAAGAGUAACUCUGGAUGAAAGUAACCGGACAUGGGGCAGAAGCACAAUUUAUAAGCCUGAGGAGUUUGAGGAUGUCAAGAAAGGAAUAAAGAAGAAGGUUCGGACGUGGGGGCCAAGCUCCAUUCAGAACAAGGAGAGAGGAAACUGUGCUGAAAGAGUUCGACCACUCUCAGACGGAAGCAAUCCUUGGUCUACUAGUCUGAUGAAGUCCCAGAAGUCUGUUCCCCUGGCUGCAUUAUUUGCUGAGCAGGGGAUGGGUAAAGAUGAAGUGAGCUCUACGGAUGGUCCAGACAACAAACCAAAGCAACUCAAGUUCCCUAAUCAGGUCUAUAUUGAUCUACCUCUGUGGAAGGAUGAGCUGGGUGAAGGGUUGGGGUCUGGUGCAGGGGCUGGUGGUGCAGAAAGCCAGGAGGACCCCACCACUUCCACCAGCUCUACCAGCACCACCCCUCAGCACACGCCCACCAACAGCCUAAAGCGCUCGAGCGGCCGCCGCCGCACUGACUAUAUGCUCUAUGGCUGCGCCUCCAUUCUAGCCUCUGUUGCUCUGGGUUUUGACUUACGAGAAGUUCACAAGGCCGCAGCCAGCGAGGAACCAGAGCCACAAAAGGAGGAGAAGAAAAAACGUGAGGGCCUCUUCCAGCGAGCCACACGCUUCCGCCGCAGCACAAGCCCCCCCGGCAGCCGCUUACGAAAGGACGAUUCUACAGCAGCUCCUGUCAACCUGCUCGCCAUGUCCUCCAUCUCAGAGUGCAACUCAACCAAGUGUCUCCUGCAUUCGGACUCUGAAGGGCUUGAGCACAGCCCAGUGAAGGAGUCCCUGCCUGAUGGUUCCAGGUUAAAUCCAGUUGGCCAGGCAUCAUCCCCAGCUCAGAGUGGCAGGACACAAGGCACAGGAGAUGGUCCUGAGCAAGAACAUCAUCCUGCCCCUGGCUCCCGGCUAAGGAGGAAGAAGUCAAACCCUGCUGUCUGUCAUAACACUGGAAACGGAAGCCCUAUGGCCAACCCUGCUAUUGAACCCCCUGCCAUCUCGUCCUCCCAGAGAAAGAAACUUAACCGAGAGAACAGCCAGGAGAAGCAUAUCCCUCAAGAAUCAGUGUCCAGACCCAGACCCCUCUCGCUAAGAGGUAAACCCCAUUCCUGGGGCCUUUUGAGGAGUCGGAACAAAAGCUACUCUCUUGGGCAUUACUCGGGAGAGAAGAGUGCUCAGAACCUCGGGAUUGUCCUCUCGUCGGAGGGCAAAGUGGGCUGCUCUCUGCUGGACGUGGACACAGAGGGUCAGAAACGGGAUUGCACUGUUCCCCUCUGUCGAAUUCAGAGUACCCCAAGUCGUCCCUCUGUGUUUGAACUGGAAAAGGAGUUUUUGUCCUGAAAUAAGCUGCCUCUCCUCCUGGAGCACGAACCAUGUUUUGACUUGACGAAAGAGUUUCCACUUUUCAGGAUUCACUAAACAUCCUAUGGCUUUUCUCCUGAUAUGAAGCUAUUGCUGCUGGAGUUAUCAUGUUUAUUUAUAUUCAGUUUAUAUUGUUAAAUAAUUUAAUAUGAAAGGACAUAUAAAGAGAAUGAUCAACAUUCCAUUUUACUGAAGAAUUCCCGUGUGUAGCCUAUAUGUUUAUACACUACUGCUUGACUUGUGCACAUUCCCUAUGAAGGGGCAAGAUCUCUGCAUAUGAUGGUACUACUGCUGUUGUAUUGUAAGUGUUUUUUUUUUUUUUUUUGUAUUAGACACAUGAUCAUUUUUCACAUUUUAUGUUCGACCUGGAUAAUCCUGGAGAUUAGAUUUUAUUUUAAGAAAUGAAAUCGAUUGUUAGAAUACUACUGAUAUUAUCAAAUUAUCUCAGUCCCCCCGCAACUCCCCCUUUUUAUUUGUUGUGUACUUGGGCAUUAUAGCAGAACAGGUAGAAGAACUGAUGUAUGGUGCGAAACGUGUCUCUAUAUGAAAGUUCACCCCAGUGAGGUCAGCACUCACCAGUACUAUAGGAGAAAAAUGCUAGUUCCCUGAGGAAGUUAGGAUCAUAUGACAGCAAAGGGACAAAAUGACUUCCCCUGCUUUAACUGGUAAUUAUCUGCUUUUAACCAUUUCCAGCAAAUAGUGACACCUCUUUUCCAUGAUGUUCUCUGUAGGCGUUUGAUCUAGUUUGGCAUGAUUGGAUCAGCAUAAUUAAGCAUUGUGCAGUCAGUAUUAUAAUAAUCAGCAUUGCUCUUCUAUGUAUAUGUUUGAUGGAAAUGUCUCGCUGCCUUUCCACAGAGGAUCUUUGUUUGAAUUCAUCACACCUGAGAAACCAACAUUUCUCAUCUAUCUAGAAGUGCAUUUUACUCUGCCUGGUUAAACUCAUGGUUUACUUUACAAAAUGAAUAUGAAGACGCACAUGUAUGUGCUCUAGCUCUACCUCGUCAGUGUUCUGUUGUGAUGUUGGCACAAAUGUGUAAAAAAAAAAAAAAAAAGGUACCACUUGUACUUGUUAAGACAUGCCAGAAGAUCCACAAAGCAUCUGCAGGUGAAGACUGAAGAAAUAAACUCUCACAAUAUUUGUAUUUUAUUUAAUAGAGCAUGGUACCAUUCCCCUGUUUCCAGAGAUCCCUUAACGUUACGUUGUGCAAAUUUUCUGACUAAUGUCUUUGUUUAUUUUUACAAAACGUAAAAAAUUACAUAUCCCCACAAAUCAUAUUUCUAGGAUAACAUUACCUGAAGUAAUGUGUGUAAUGUAUUCAGAGGAAUAGCUGUGAUAAUUGCAUAUCCUGCCCCAGUAUCCUUUUGGGUUUUGAAGUUAAAUGAAGUCUCUUCAUUGCAUAUACUCUAGUAUUCAAUGUAGAGUAAUAAUUGUUAUCAUGCUGUUUUAUUGUUUUGGGCAUUAGUGACCCAUUGUGUCUUAUUGAUUAGAUUUUAUGUGACUUUGAGCUAUGAAGAGACAUAAUAUUGACCUUAUUUGCUGUUCAUUAAUCUGGAAGCCACUUUUAAUGCAUGCUUCAACAUGCAGAGUAAUGACAAUAUUUUCACCCUCUUUAAUCAUAAAACUUUCACUUAUUUCUUAAUUAUUGUUGUCAAAGAGUUCAAGUUCAUGGCAGAAUUGAAGUCUGGGUUUUUUCUCAAUGCUCUGUGGUCCAUUCAGGUUAUUCUUUUCUGAACGGUCCACAAUAUCAGAGCAUGUUGCUACUACUAGGGGUAUUAACAUCUAAGAUGAAGGUGCUGCAAAGUAAAAAAUACAAACACAGUGAAUUAAAUAAUUAGACAUAAUUAAUGUAUGUCUUUUAAAAAAAGUUAUCCUAACAACUGUUGACGAAACAAAUCAAUGACAUAAUGAAGGUUUUUCAUUCUAACUGGGCGGGAGGUGUUUGAGCAUACUAGGACCAGGAUGUGAUAAAGCAUGAUAAAUGACGCCCAGUGUUUCAGACUUUAGUAGCUUUUCCCUUUUUCAUUUUACAUUGCUAUGUGGGAUAAUGGUGUCUCUCCUAACCACACCUUGGGAAUUUGAGUAAACUCAGCUUUGACAAUUUUUUACUAGACAUACUUUACACCACAAUUCAACUUCAACUAGUUAUUAUUAGUAAUUAGUACACAAAUUGUGAUGCACCCCAUUUGUCUUGGUUAAUUUUUUUGCCCUUUACCCGCUUUGUAAGAGCCAGGAUGGCAUGACCUUUGACCCUUGAUCUCUUCAAAAUUAAAAAAAAAAAGCAAAACAAAUCACUAUCAAAGUGCAUAUACUCCAGUUUUCCAUAACGUUAAAACCAUUGCUGGGUAAUAUAGUAGACAGUAAGUGCAGUAACAUUGCGAUCCAUAAAGGCACCAUAUCCAACUAACAGGCCUUAAAGCAUCUGUUGCUAACUCCUUGGCCUAUGAGUCUAUGCCUCAAUGUGUCAUAGCUGCUUUGUUAAAAUUAUGGCGCGUACAUGUUGGUAGCAUGCAGAAGUUUAGGCAUCUUUGCACCACCAUUUUUGUACCAAAUAUGUUGCUGUGAAAAUCUAAGUAAGAUAAGUAAGAUAAGUUAAACAUGAUGGCUCAUUCAAUUAUGUUAAGCAAAACGACAACUUAGGAACAACUACUGUGGUGAGCAUCACAGAUUGUUUUACAUCUUGUAGCAGCUAAGAGCCUGAGAGUUCUUGUUUGGGAGGUCUUGUAAUGUCUUGUGUGUAAUGCUUUUUUAAAAUCUAUCAACAGAUUCUCAAAUAUUUUAAGCUUUGCUGGUUAUGAGCACCAAGACAAGACCUAGACCAGUGUACCCACUCUGCAGUCUGCUAAACCUUACUUUCUGUGCUUUGCAGUCGAGUCAAAGCUUUUGAUUAGUUAGAUUAGUCUUUCUUUCAAUCCUAUCCUAUCCUUUUCUGAAAGUUUUCAAACUCUUACAGGCCUUAUUGGAACUUCCGCCAUUCCUGUUAACUGCCCUUUUAUUUAAUUACGUUGUGAAUAGAGAAAACAGCCAUUGUGUUACAUCUUUAACUUUAUGCCUUUUGGAGAUUCUGUUAUCAUUUAUUUAACUGUUCACAGUAACAUCCAUUUGCCUAAAGUUUAACUAGAGUGAAUAUAUGAAAUAUAUGUAUAUGCAAAACGAAAAUCCAUUACAUAUCUACCAGAUCCAAAUCUGCCCAAUAAAAAAUGCACUCCAAUCUUGGAUACACAGACAGCAUUAUUAAUAUGUUAAUAUGUUUGAUAAUUGUCUCCUGGUGAAAUCUGCUGAGACUUUCUGAAUUUCAAAAUAUUGCAGUAUACUUUGCAAAAAAAAAAGGUUAAAGAUGUUUUUAAUAUUGUGCAACCCUGUUUUCACUUUAAUCAAAGUUAUUCUAGUAGUCUCCAGAGGAAAAGGAUUGUAAUUUCGGCAGUUAACUCAUUUGUUAAGGUCUAUAAUUUGAACAGGUUGGCCAGUUUUUGUUGUUUGCCAUCAAAACAUCCCGAUUUAUCUGCAUAUUGAAUGUGGUGAUCUUGGUGUCCUUUUAUGUAGCACUGUGAUUUUCCUUUUUUUUUUUUUUUUUUAUAUGAUUUUUAUUAUUAUUGUGUAAUGAUGUUUUAGAUGAAAUAAAAGCUAUUUUAAGGUGUUAUAUAGACAUAACUGGAAUUGUGCUGUUGCACAGUUGAUUAACAUGAACAAAAAAUGUAGAUUGUGGUUUAUAUGAUGUCAAUACAGUCAUUAUUUUUUACUGAAAUGAAGUGACCGUACAAUAGAAUGUCUGGAGAGACACUGUGGUAGAUAUACUGUAUUUUUCAAGCACAGUCAUUAUUUAGACUAUAGACUUACAUGCGUAUUCUUCUGGACAUUAUCUUGUUGAAAGGACCCUGAAAUGCAUAAAUGAACUGAAACGUUUACUGGAUUUGGGGACCAAAUGACAAAUUGUCACCUUCUGUAAUUUUCACCAAAGUUGAACUUUCUUUUUUGAAGAGGCAAACCAGCAGUUUGGUUUGUAAAAAAAGAUUUAAACUGAAAUACAACAUUUUUACAUAGUUUUUACACAUACUUUAUUUUAGUCAAUACAGUGGCUUCUUGCAUUUUGGAAUCCUUCAGUGUGUGUCUGACCCAGAUGACCAAAUCAAUGUGAAAUGCUGUUUCUCUGAUGAUGGGUUGCUUUACCAGCUGUUUGCUUCAAUAAUGGUUAAUGGGUUGAUCCCAGAGUCACUAUCACUAUUAUAUUUUACACAGAUCAAUAAAUCCUUUAUUCCUUA